AUGUUUGAUUUAUGUAUCUCUGCAAAUUCAACGACUCUCCUCCACCCUCCAUGUCUUGAACGAGAGAGACAGGCUCUUAUGAAGUUCAAAGCAUCUCUGAAUGAUUCAUCAAACAUGCUUUCCUCAUGGCAUGGCGAUGACUGCUGCCGAUGGAAAGGGAUCGGUUGUGAUAAUGUUACUGGUCAUGUUGUCAUGCUUGAUCUCACCACUCCUUUUGUGAAAUGCCGGAGACCUAUGUGGGAAGAAGAAUAUUGGUUAAGAAGUGAUGAUGAGGACAACUGUGGCCUUUUAUACAGUCAAUAUUUAGAUGCUGGGAAUGUUAAUUCAUCGCUGCUGGAACUGGAAUACUUGACUCAUUUGGACUUGAGUGGAAAUCAUUUCUAUCAGAGUCCCAUACCCAUGUUCAUUGGUUCUAUGCACCGCCUCAGGUAUUUAUCCCUCGGUGGUGCUGGUUUUGUCGGGACAAUACCCAGCAAUCUUGGAAAUCUCACCAACCUCCACUUUCUUGAUCUGAGUUGGAAUGAAUUUUCACCAGCCAGCAACAUCAAUUGGAUUUCUCAACUGCCAUUGCUGGAGCACCUCGACAUGAGCUAUAUUUACACUGGGUUUCAGGUUGAUCACACCAUCAAUGCUCCAAAACUUCAAUUCCUAAGUCUUGCCGGCAAUGGACUUACACUGUCAAGUCCAAAUGCUUUUCAAAACAUGACAUCUCUUGUGUAUCUUAAUCUUCAUCUGAACCAUCUUUUUUCAAUUUCAUCUUGGCUUGGCAACUUCAAGAAACUUGAGUAUCUUGAUCUUUCCGAUUGUGGGCUUCAUGCCCCAAUUCUAAAUGCUUUGCAAAAUACAACUUCCAUUGAAUCUUUGAGCCUUUCUGAGAACAACUUCGACUCUCUUCCAUUCUGGUUUCACAAAUUUGAGAAACUUAAGCAUCUUUAUCUUUCAUCUAAUAAAUUCCAGGGUCCAAUUCCCGAUGCUUUACAAAAUAUGACUAGCAUUGAGUCCCUUGACCUUUCUGACAAUUCUUUCACUUCAAUUCCAUCUUGGUUUAUUGAGUUAAAGAAACUUGUCUACCUCAGUCUUUCAGGUAAUAAAUUAACAUCAAUGGAAUAUUCCGUUUCUUCCAUUUUGGAAAAUAUGUGUCACCUAAAAGGGUUAGAUUUAUCAAGAAAUAGACUCCGAAUAUCCAUUGGAAAUAAUGAUUUGUCUACCUUCGUUAGACAUGAUUUGGAGAAUCUUGACUUGAGUCAAAAUGGAUUUAGUGAUCAAUUGCCAUCUUGGUUAGGACAACUUGAAAAUCUAGGCCGCCUUUAUCUCCAUGAUAAUUUUUUCUAUGGUUCCAUUCCCUCUUCUUUUGGAAAAUUACUAAAAUUGAAAAUUUUAAAUCUAUACAACAACAAGUUAGAAGGGGACGUUCCUAAUUCAUUAGGACAACUUGUAAAUUUACAUGUCGUCGAUCUUUCAAAAAAUUCAUUUAAUGGAACCAUUACUCAAAAUCUUGGACAACUUGUAAAUUUACAACUUUUUGAUGUCUCAAAUAAUUAUUUAAAGGGAAUCAUUCCUCAAAAUCUUGGAAAACUUGUAAAUUUACAGGUUUUUGAUGUCUCAAAUAAUUAUUUAAAGGGAAUCAUUCCUCAAAAUCUUGGAAAACUUGUAAAGUUACAAGAUUUUUAUGUUUCAAAUAAUUCUUUAACGGGAACAAUUCCUGAAAAUAUUGGACAACUUGUAAAUUUACAAUUUGUGGAUCUAUCUUCAAACAAUUUGGAUGGAACCAUUACAAUGGAAGAGAGUUGGCCUUUGAUUACCUCAGACAUUUGGUAUUUCAAUUUGUCCCAUAAUCAAAUCAGUGGCUCACUUCCUAAACAGAUUGGUGGUAUAAUGCAUUAUUUGGAGAACUUGAUUCUUGUAAAUAACCUUAUAAAUGGCUCAAUUCCAAAAUCAUUGUGCCAAAAUAAGCACUUGAGUAUCCUUGACCUUUCAAAGAACAGACUAUCUGGAAAAAUUCCCAAUUGUUGGAAGGAUAACAAAGCAUGGAAAGAAAUAAAUUUGUCAUCUAACAAACUCUCAGGGGCUGUUCCAAGCUCACUUGGAAAUCUUUCUUAUCUAUUUUGGUUGCAUUUGAACAAUAACAAUCUUCAAGGAGAGUUUCUAGCAUCUGUGAGAAAUUUGACACAGUUGUUGAUUAUGGAUCUCGGAGAGAAUCAGCUUUCUGGCACCAUCCUAUCAUGGAGUGCGAACAUGCUUUCUUCACUACAAAUUCUAAGAUUGCGGCAAAACAUGUUGAGUGGUAGCAUUCCUUCACAGAUAUGUGAACUAUCAUCACUUAAAAUCUUGGACCUUUCCCGCAACAAUUUAAAUGGUUCAAUACCUUGGUGCAUACGCAAUCUUCGAGGAAUGACUCUUCAAGUUCCCACUUUGCCUCCUACUUCACCUGUUGCUGAGGCUCCCGCUUUGCCUCCUGCUAUACCUGUUGAGGAUGCAGCUUUCGAUGCACCUGCUCCUGAGACUCCUGUAAAAAAUUGGCAAACUGAGAAUGUCAAAGAAGUCGUGAAAGGAAGAGAACUUGACUACAUAAGAAUCUUGAAGCUUUUAGUCCACAUGGAUUUGUCCGAGAAUAAUUUGGUUGGCUCCAUUCCGAAAGGAAUAGCAUUGCUCGACGGAUUGCAUAGCUUGAAUCUAUCAAACAAUCAUUUGAUCGGAAAGAUCCCUAACAAGAUAGGGGAUAUGAGAUCACUUGAAUCCUUUGAUGUUUCAAGUAAUCAACUCUCGGGCACAAUUCCAAGCAGCAUGUCAGCUUUAACAUCACUAAGUCAUUUAAACUUGUCCUAUAAUAACUUCUCUGGACCAAUUCCCACAGAAAACCAGUUUCCAACUUUUGAUUCAUGGAGUUAUGCUGGCAACCCAUAUCUUUGUGGAUCUCCUCUACCCAACAAAUGUGGUUAUUCACAUCAAGUUCAAGGGAAUAAUGAAUUUGAAGAUGAAGACAGCAAAACAGAUAAGUUGGAAAAGUGGUUGUUUUACUUUGUGAUUGUAAUUGGCUUUGCAACUGGGUUUUGGGGAGUUAUUGGCACUUUGUGGUUCAGGAAAACUUGGAGGCAUGCUUACUUCAGAUGGGUGGAAGAUUUAGCCGACACGAUCUAUGUCACAACUGCAAUAAGAAUGGCAAAAUUGAAGAAGUGGAUGAUGAAGAGAAACCGUGUUGUCGCUUGAUCAUGUAUUCAUGUGUGUGUUUUUAUUUUUAUUUAGAAGAAUCAAAGGUAGAAAUAAAUUAAGUAAAGUGAAUGAU
This is a messenger RNA of Arachis stenosperma, 3283 nucleotides long. RefSeq names its product receptor-like protein 36. Gene Ontology annotation, molecular function: protein binding. The coding region runs from base 1 to 3207 and encodes 1068 amino acids. The record is from RefSeq and is a predicted model, not a curated record. NCBI's taxonomy places the organism in Eukaryota, Viridiplantae, Streptophyta, Magnoliopsida, Fabales, Fabaceae. The transcript has 5 exons.